CUCUACUCGGGCCUGUAGGACAGACCAACGGCGGAUCUUUAAAAAGACCGGCCGUGCAGCGUCUGGUCUGACACAUCCUGGGCUUCUCACUUUUUUCCACCUCGGCCUCACUUGCGUCGUCACCACAACACAUCGCCUCGAUUGUCGUCGCAAGGUCCAGCAAAGGCCAUUCCAUCCAAAGAUCGAGGCUUUGCUGCUGCGAAGCCCGCCAGCGUGCGCCAAUGGCCCCUCCAUCGCCGACCGAAGGCCGAGAUUCGCCCGGCUCGUCUGCCAGCGAAAAGAAACGCAAAAACAACGACGGUUCCAGCAGCAAGAAGCGCGGAUACAGCGAGAGCACAGGGCUUCCAAACGGAGCCAAGAGCCAUGUCGUGCGACGCUCGAGCAUAAGCAAGCCUGGGCGGGAUCAGCGCGACGAGCCCGUAUUCAAGCACAAGAAGCGGAAGCGCCGCGAGGAACGAGAGAAAGAACGAGAUUCUAGCAAUGCCGUAUCAAGGCAGGACAGCCCUGCCAUUGAUUUCGAUGGCCUCAGCCGACCCAGCGUAGGCACGCGCCAGCGGUUAGAAGAAACAGAGGAGGAAAAGGCUGCCCGACUCGACCGCAUGAAGGGCGCUGUCAAGACUCUACUCGAGUGCGUUGGAGAAGACCCGAACCGAGAAGGCCUCUUAGCCACACCCGAACGAUAUGCCAAAGCCAUGAUGUUCUUUACACAAGGCUAUGAGCAAAACGUAUUUGACAUUGUCAACGGCGCCAUCUUCCAGGAAGGCCACUCAGAGAUGGUGGUGGUGAAGAACAUUGAUGUGUUCUCGCUCUGCGAACACCACCUGGUGCCCUUUACCGGCAAGGUCCAUAUUGGCUACAUCCCCAACAACAACGUCAUUGGCAUCUCCAAGCUGCCUCGCAUUGCCGACAUGUUUUCGCGCCGGCUACAAAUCCAAGAACGCCUCACCAAAGAUAUUGCCAAUGCCGUCUUCGACGUCCUCGCACCCCAGGGAGUGGCCGUGGUCAUAGAGUCUAGCCAUCUAUGCAUGGUCAUGCGCGGCGUGCAGAAGACGAAUAGCACCACCAUCACGAGUUGCAUGCUUGGCUGCUUUGAGCGCAGGGAAAAGACGCGAAAUGAAUUUCUUAGCUUAAUCAACGUUAACCGCCAUUGAGGGUGGUAAUUAACGUCAACCGCCAUUGAGGCUGGUAAUCAACGUCAACCGCAAUUGAGGCUGGUUCUUUUCAACCCCAGUCCUAUAUUCAACAUUUUGCCACUGGCUUUUACGGUGAGCUUCCCCCCUCACUUGUCUAUGUGGGCAUAUCAGAUUCCGCAUAUGGUCUAUAUCGACCGCCUGUUGCAUUCUAUUUUUUACUACUUACCGCUGGAGAGGGCGGACAAUUAUGGCAUGAUAAUGUAUGCCCAGAUUCAUUUAGAUUUAGUAACCAACAAAUCACUUUCGAGCCC
Trichoderma harzianum CBS 226.95 is the source of this 1444-nucleotide messenger RNA. RefSeq lists its product as hypothetical. Gene Ontology annotation, cellular component: cytoplasm. The coding region runs from base 222 to 1151 and encodes 309 amino acids. NCBI's taxonomy places the organism in Eukaryota, Fungi, Ascomycota, Sordariomycetes, Hypocreales, Hypocreaceae. The record is from RefSeq and is a predicted model, not a curated record. Gene Ontology annotation, biological process: tetrahydrofolate biosynthetic process; tetrahydrobiopterin biosynthetic process. The transcript has a single exon. Gene Ontology annotation, molecular function: GTP cyclohydrolase I activity; GTP binding; zinc ion binding.